Molecule: messenger RNA, 1481 nt
Organism: Nematostella vectensis (starlet sea anemone)
Lineage: Eukaryota; Metazoa; Cnidaria; Anthozoa; Actiniaria; Edwardsiidae
Exons: 7
Coding region: 97-1428 (443 amino acids)
Source: RefSeq, a predicted model, not a curated record
GCGCAUUAAUAACAGAAGGAGAACACGGUUGCUAAGUGAUUGCUUUGACGCCGACAAUCAAGUGCUUUUUUUUUCUCUUACACAAAAAUGUAGUUAAUGAAGGCGACAACCUUAGACGUGGUACUUUUCAUCGCUUUUGCAGGAACUCUCCAAGGAGGUUCUGGGCAAGAAUAUUUCGAUUUAUAUGGAAAUGAAUUUGACAAAAUUGUCGAUGCACUUGAGGAACAGAACAAAUUAAAAACUACUACGACGACCUCUUCCACUAAAAGCCAGACAGCGUUGAAUGCUUUGACCGCUGCAGAUCCGCCUACAAAAUAUGCUCUUGAGAGCACUUCGACCACUUCCAUUGGUACCGAACAGUCGCACCUUAAUAUUCCUUCUACAUCUUCUACUCUGCCGACCCAACAACCUAUCCCCACCGACCCAGAGGUGACACCAGCAAGGCCGAGACUGAAUAACACAGCUAACCCACUACACACAUCCAAUGUGUCAGCUGUUGAGAAUACUACAAGUCUUUCUAAAGCCACGACGACGGGACGAACCGAAGACGAUGAUAUUCGUUAUAACUCAAACCAGUUGAGCAAGUUACCCAUUGGUGCCAUCGACGGGCCAUCAAUGGUGGAAAAAAACUCUACAACAAGAACGCCAUCUAAAGAAACAGAAUCGGGUUACACCAAUGUGAUAAUGAACAGCUCAGCUAUCAGAUUACCAUAUGACGACCACCAAUCAAAUGACAGUUAUGCCAACAGCAUUUCACCGCCUCUGCUUCCUGGUCCUGCACACACUUUAGCUAACCGCAGCGUCAUGGCUCUUAGAUCCUACAACAGCAAAGGCUUUGAGAUGACACAGUCUACCCGUGUGGCACUGUACGUGCUGACCAUGGUUCUUCUGGUGAUACUUCUCGUACUCCUGGGGGUCCUGUGGAAAAUAAAACAAAGGGAGAAGCUACGUGACGACCUUGAGAUGAGUAACCUUGAUGCCUCACUCUCCAGCACGUUCAUACAAGACGUCACCAGAAAAGAGAGAACUGUACGAAUGGACUCCGUGGCCAUCCCGAGCUACGAGCCGCGGCCGAGGUUAAUGGGAAACGUAGUUGCCGCACCAGCCCCACUGCCAGCCAACCUGUCAAUCACGUCUCCACGAGGAUCCAAGAAAACUUUGUGGCGAAGACAGCUAGAGAAAAACAAGUUCAAGCGGAGCUUCUCUAGUGGAUUUAUCGACGUCCAAUUGCAGGAUGAAGAGGACUCGGACAGGGGAGCAAAGGAAACAUGCUCCAACCCCUCCUUGAUUUUUGACAACGAGCCAUUACACACGAAACAGAGAAACGAGUUCAUCCGUAGACACGCCCUGCUGUUGAGUGACGAGGAAGAUGUCAUUUCUACUUUAAAAAAAUCACGCAAGAAGCGGCCAUGGAAAAAGAAACGCUGAAAGGAGAAUAUCACAAGAUUUGCUUUUAUUAAAUAAAUAUGAUUUUUUUUCUA